AUGAAGUUCGCGACUUCAGUCAUGCUCUACCUUGCAUCUGCAAUGGUAGUAUUUGCAGCCCCCGUCCCGUCUGAUGCCGUAAAAGCACCCAAAGAAUACCUAGGAGGAUUCUUCAAGCGUGAUGCAGAGAAGGCCCCCGAGGACUACCUUGGAGGAUUCUUCAAGCGUGAUGCUUGAAUUUAUAUGUAACGAGAAGGAUGAAGAAAUUGCACCUUCAAUAGUCGAUACAAUCUCAUCCCAAGUGGAGUAUUUGGGAAGGAUUUAGUCGAGACCUAGUAGUAGUUGAGGGCAGUAAUGCCAAAUUUGAUUGAUUUUGCCUUUUGGA
Messenger RNA from Botrytis sinoallii, 325 nucleotides. RefSeq lists its product as uncharacterized. The transcript is spliced from 2 exons. NCBI's taxonomy places the organism in Eukaryota, Fungi, Ascomycota, Leotiomycetes, Helotiales, Sclerotiniaceae. The record is from RefSeq and is a predicted model, not a curated record. The coding region runs from base 1 to 177 and encodes 58 amino acids.